Messenger RNA from Baudoinia panamericana UAMH 10762, 1221 nucleotides. RefSeq lists its product as uncharacterized. The record is from RefSeq and is a predicted model, not a curated record. Bases 1 to 1221 code for a protein of 406 amino acids. NCBI's taxonomy places the organism in Eukaryota, Fungi, Ascomycota, Dothideomycetes, Mycosphaerellales, Teratosphaeriaceae. The transcript is spliced from 3 exons.
AUGCGCUCCCUACUUUCUCUGAUCACGCUUGUUGCCGUAGUUCAGGCACAGAAUGCGACUUUCCAACAAGCUAGUGCAUCGAGCCUCAACACCGCCGGCUUCACGGUCAGCAAUGUCCAUCAAUCCAAUGGAGGAGGAUCCGUUUGCGUAUCUGGCACUGUCAGAGUCCGGGCCUCGGCUGAGAACUUGAAGUUCGCUUUUACAUCGCCUACUCAGCAGACCGAUGUCACGCAGAUGCUUCUAGAGGUAUUUCAGGUAAACUCGCCUACGCUCGCCGAGCUACUCCAAUCGCCUACUCAGGUAGUUAGUGGGACUUGGACCAUUGGCGCAACCCUUUGCGUUCCGCCCAACAAUUUGAGGCCGAAGGCGGUGCAGCUGCUCACGCACGGGUUCGGCUUCGAUCGUAACAACUGGGACUUUGCUCCAGGCUACAGUUACGUUGAUAUUGCGACCAGUCAUGGCUACGCCGUCUUCUUCUACGAUCGCCUCGGGAUUGGCGCAAGCGACAAGCCAGAUCCAUUGAACGUCGUGCAGACACCGCUCGAGAUCGAGAUCGCCAACAAGCUGGCCACCAUGCUGCAGUCCGGCUUCUUCAGCGGCGUCACCUUCAGUACUGUUAUUGGCGUCGGCUACAGCUAUGGCUGUUACGUGACUUUGGGAGUUGCAGAGCAGCAUCCAUCCACCCUUGACGCCACCGUCCUGAUUGGUGCGAGCGCGAACCUUACGGGAAUACCGCCCUUCUUCCUUGGCCUGAACGCUGCGAUUGCGAACCAAAACCAGCCAGAGCGCUUCGGCGCACUUGACAGCGGGUACCUCGUUCCCGACAGCGCUAUCUCGUGCCAGCAAGCUUUCUUCCGCUCUCCGAAUUUCGAUCCAGCGAUCCUCGCCAAAGUCGCCGCAACAAAGCAGCCUUUGACGUUAGGCGAGGCCAUUUCGACGCCUUUGCGUCUCCUUCCGCCUUUCGCGCCCGCUUCCGACUACACGAAUCCGGUAAUGGUGGUCAACGGAGAAGGAGAUCUGCCCUUCUGUGACGGCAAUUGCACCUACCCGACAGAUCUUGCUGCGCAAGUUCGGCCAGCGUUGUAUCCGAACGUAGCCGCAAGCAAGUUUCAGAGUUUGAUCGUACCGGAUACAGGCCAUUGCGUGAAUCUGCAUACGACGGCAACGGGUGCGUUUCAGAGCGUGCAAGCCUUUCUCCAGCAGCAGGGUUUAGGAGCGUAG